AUGUCAUUUUGGAAGGCCCCGCCACCACCACCAACUCCGUUGGGCCGGUAUCGAGUCCUCUCUCCCCUAGCGGCAGUUCGCGUUUCGCCUCUUCAGCUCGGUGCGGCAAGUAUUGGGGACAAAUGGGUAGAUAUAGGCAUGGGAGCGAUGGAUAAAGAGGCAUCGUUCAAGCUUCUUGAUGCUUACUUCGAUGCGGGUGGUAAUUUUAUUGAUACAGCCAAUGCAUAUCAGGAGGAAACGUCCGAAAUGUUCAUUGGAGAAUGGACAGAAAGGCGCGGUAUUCGCGACCAGCUUGUGAUUGCGACAAAGUACACAGUAAAUUUCAAACGUUCAGCAACUGACAUCGCUAUUAAAGCGAACUACGUUGGAAAUAAUGCGAAAUCACUCAAGAUAAGCGUGGAAGCUAGCCUCAAGAAAUUACGUACUUCGUACAUCGAUAUCCUGUACGUACAUUGGUGGGACUUCAAUACAUCUAUCCGGGAGGUUAUGGACAGUCUGCAUCACCUCGUUGUUGCUGGGAAGGUUCUUUAUUUGGGGGUAUCAGAUACCCCUGCAUGGGUGGUCUCGGCGGCCAAUGAAUAUGCGAAAAGCCAUGGAAAGUCGCCUUUUGUUAUUUACCAGGGAUCGUGGAAUGUUAUGGACCGCAGCUUCGAGCGUGAGAUCAUACCGAUGGCGCGUGCGAAUGGUUUAGCACUUGCGCCGUGGAAUGUCUUAGCAGCAGGACGCCUACGUACCGAUGCGGAAGAGAAACGACGACUAGCGUCAGGAGAAAAGGGGCGCCUUUUCUUCCAGUCAGGUUGGAUGCGUAAUGAAAACGAGAAGAAAAUGAGUACUGCGCUGGAGAAAGUCGCAAAGGAGGUUGGUACGGAACACAUCAGCGCUGUUGCUAUCGCGUAUGUCAUGCAGAAAACGUCAUACGUAUUUCCUGUCAUUGGUGGCCGUAAAAUCGAACAACUCAUGGCGAACAUCGAGGCACUCCAGAUCUCUCUUUCCGACGAGCAGAUUGAGUACCUUGAGAGUAUUAUUCCGUUCGAUCCGGGCUUCCCUACUGCACUGAUCGGUGAUGGAGCUUCGAAUGGGCCCAGCCGUCUCUUGGAUACUGCUGCACACUGGGAUCGUUGGCCGCUCCCCAAAGCAAUCAAAGCUACCCCAAAGCUCUGA
Messenger RNA from Fomitiporia mediterranea MF3/22, 1161 nucleotides. RefSeq names its product arylalcohol dehydrogenase. Bases 1 to 1161 code for a protein of 386 amino acids. Lineage: Eukaryota; Fungi; Basidiomycota; Agaricomycetes; Hymenochaetales; Hymenochaetaceae. The record is from RefSeq and is a predicted model, not a curated record. The transcript is spliced from 4 exons.